This is a messenger RNA of Pistacia vera, 927 nucleotides long. Its product is annotated as zinc finger BED domain-containing protein RICESLEEPER 2-like. The record is from RefSeq and is a predicted model, not a curated record. Bases 1 to 927 code for a protein of 308 amino acids. The transcript has 3 exons. NCBI's taxonomy places the organism in Eukaryota, Viridiplantae, Streptophyta, Magnoliopsida, Sapindales, Anacardiaceae. Gene Ontology annotation, molecular function: protein dimerization activity; DNA binding.
AUGAUUGCUUAUAAAGGUGGUGUGUGUCUUGAUAUUGCUACUAGAUGGAAUUCCACCUAUUUGAUGUUAGAUGUUGCAGUAAAAUUCAAGAAAGCUUUUCAGAGGUUGGAAGAUGAAGAUCCCACCUACAUUGCGGGUUUGUCACAUGAUACACCUUCUAACGAAGAUUGGGAAAAAGCAAAUGUAUUUGCUAAAUUCCUUAGAAAAUUUUAUGAAGCUACAAAAAAAAUGUUAAGGUCAAACUAUGUGACUUCUGACAAUUACUUUCAAGAGACAAUUGGUAUUGUGCUUUUUUUGAAUGACUGGGAAAAAGACACAAAUUCAAUACUUAACAACAUAUCAAAGAAAAUGAAAGAGAAGUUUGAUAAGUAUUAUGGAAGUGUUGAUAGAUCGAACAUGAUGGUAUUGAUUGCAACGGUUUUAGAUCCUCGAUUUAAAAUGAAAUAUGUGGAGUGGGGGUACAAAAAGAUUUAUGUUACUGGUGUGAGUUGUGAUGAUAUUGAGUGCGACCCCUCCUUAGACGAGUAUGAGGAGGAAAUGGAGGUAGAGGUUCAUGAUAUGACAAAAUCAGAGUUAGAGAUUUACCUCGAGGAGAAAUGUCUACCCGUGAAGUCCAACUUGAACAUACUAGAUUGGUGGAAAGUAAAUGCUGCAACGUAUAAGGUUUUCUCGUAUAUAACAAGAGAUGUGUUUCCUAUUCUGGUAUCUACAGUUGCUUCUGAGUCAGCUUUCAGUACAUCAGGUCGUGUACUUGAUCACUUUCGAAGUUCUUUAAGUACACCCAUUGUGGAAGCAUUAGUUUGUGCACAAGAUUGGUUGAGAUAUGCAUAUACCCCAACAACUUUUGAGGAUUACUUGAUGGAUGCAGAAAGUUAUGACUCAGAAAUUAAUGCACAUGAGGCAAGCAAUUUAGAGCAUGAAGCAUGA